AAAAGUGAACGGAUUAUCCUUUCAAAAAAUAUUUAUAUACAAGGAAAUAGAAUAAAAAAGGAUGUCUGCAAAUUCCACCGAUAUCAAUAAUUUAUCAACAAUAAAUGAUGAUUUAAUUAUUGACAUUGACGACAUUGACGACAUUGAUGAUAUAGAAAUUCAAGAAUUAUUAAAAAACGCAUCAGAACUUCUUGAAGAAAUAUACAGGACCCAUCCAAAUAUAGCAGAAAUAGCUUCAUCAUUAACAGUUAGUUCUCAAGAAAUCGAUAAAGAUCAAGCUCAAAUAUUUCUCGAAUCAUUACGAGAGGACGAAAAUGAAGAAAAAGAUGAAGACGUCAUUUUUGUAGAAGAACGUUCUGCUCGAGAUUGUUUGAAAAUGAAAAAAGUUGAUAAAAGUGUAGUGAAAACAGAAUUAAUUUGUUCCAUUUGUUUGGAAAGUGUAUCAGGUCGACAGCCCACUUCAACUUUGUGUGGACAUGUUUUUUGUGAAGCUUGCAUAUUGCAUGCCAUCCAACUCACUAAAAAAUGUCCACUUUGUAAUGCCAAGUUAGAAAAUACUAAUUUGCAAAGGCUGUACUUUUGAAUUCAUUUCCAAAUGUUAUCUUUUAUUUUUGUACCAAAUUUUU
This is a messenger RNA of Episyrphus balteatus (marmalade hoverfly), 626 nucleotides long. RefSeq lists its product as uncharacterized. Gene Ontology annotation, molecular function: transcription factor binding. The record is from RefSeq and is a predicted model, not a curated record. NCBI's taxonomy places the organism in Eukaryota, Metazoa, Arthropoda, Insecta, Diptera, Syrphidae. Gene Ontology annotation, biological process: positive regulation of transcription by RNA polymerase II. Bases 62 to 583 code for a protein of 173 amino acids. The transcript has 2 exons.